GUGUGACAGUUCCACACAUUGAAGGACUAAUAAUGAUUAACUAGGGCCUCUCUGAGUUAAACUUUGUACUCUGCUUUCCCACAAUUCCUGGAGUCGUGGGCCGGUUGUUGUGCUUCAAGUUGGGAGUUACACAGCUCUGCAGGGGUGUGGGAUUAUCUGUUGCAGGUGAAUGUUCUGGGCUUUUCUCAGCAUGUUUGCUUUCUCAGCACAGGACAUGGCCACCAUCUCUUCCUCACAAAGGAUUGGAGUUGUAGGAUACGGACAUCUAGGGCAGUACCUGGUGCAGAGGAUCCUUAAAGAUGGAGCUGCUCUCGGUCUAACGCUGGCUUUCGUUUGGAACAGAAAUUCAGACAAGCUGAAAGGUUUAGUUCCUGAUGAACUCAUACUUGGUGAUCUAUCAUCCUUUGCAGACAGGCGAUGUGAUGUGAUUGUAGAGGUGUGCCAUCCGCAGAUAGUGAAAGAAUUUGGGCAUCACUUCCUUUCUCAGUGUCAUUUCAUGGUGGGCUCUCCCUCUGCCCUCUCUGAUCCGGAUCUGAACCAGAAGCUGCGUCAGGCGGCUCAGCAGCAUGGUAGGACGCUCUACGUCCCCAGUGGUGCAUUAUGGGGAGGCCAGGACAUCCAGAGGCUGAAUGAUAGCAGAGCCUUGAAGGCUUUGUUUAUAAGAAUGUCCAAGCAUCCAUCCUGCUUCCGGCUGACAGGAGACGUCCUCUCUGACUGGACGGAGGGAGAGGGCAGGCGUGUUUUAUUCAGAGGCUCAGUGGCAGAGUUGUGCCCACUCGCUCCGAACAACGUUAACACCAUGGCAGCAGCAGCAGUGGCAGCAGGAACACUCGGCUUCACUGGUGUUCAGGGAGAGAUUGUGUCUGAUACAGCGUUAAGUGACUAUCAUGUGGUGGAGGUGGAUGUGAUGGGGCCCGGGGGCUUCUCAGUAAACACAGUGAGGAGAAAUCCAGCCAAACUCGGAGCUGUAACCGGCAGCGCAACAUACAACUCCUUCUGGAAUAGUUUACUAGUUUGCAAAGGUCACGGGGGUCGAGUUUACUUGUGCUGAAGCAGACGAGAACAGUAAGAAGACCCAGAUAAAUGAGUUGUGUGUGGAUGGAGUCACUGGAUCAGUAUGUUACUGAGGUCCUUACCUUUGGAUAUUUGUGUUCCAAUAAACUGCAUACAAAGAAAAAAGAGAAA
Molecule: messenger RNA, 1185 nt
Organism: Sebastes umbrosus (honeycomb rockfish)
Lineage: Eukaryota; Metazoa; Chordata; Actinopteri; Perciformes; Sebastidae
Gene: aspdh
Product: aspartate dehydrogenase domain containing
Exons: 8
Coding region: 170-1051 (293 amino acids)
Biological process (GO): NAD+ biosynthetic process
Molecular function (GO): NADP binding; L-aspartate dehydrogenase [NAD(P)+] activity
Source: RefSeq, a predicted model, not a curated record